This is a messenger RNA of Sesamum indicum (sesame), 1480 nucleotides long. Its product is annotated as rRNA processing protein-like protein. Gene Ontology annotation, cellular component: preribosome, large subunit precursor; nuclear periphery; nucleolus. The record is from RefSeq and is a predicted model, not a curated record. NCBI's taxonomy places the organism in Eukaryota, Viridiplantae, Streptophyta, Magnoliopsida, Lamiales, Pedaliaceae. Gene Ontology annotation, biological process: rRNA processing; ribosomal large subunit biogenesis.
UCUAAACCCUCAUCAGUAUAGAGUAAAACCCUAAUUUCCACUCUUUCUCACUCUGACGCCGCUUUCCUUUCUUAAUGUUGUUGAUUUCUUUCUCCCCAAAUAUUUGAUUGUUUUUGUUGUUUCUUAAAGAGAGUGAGAGAAAGUGUUCGGAUAGAGGAGAAGAAGACGUAGUUGUAAGAGUUCGAUCUCACUUGAGUUUUUUAUUCUUUUAACAGACUAUUCUAUUGCUCCAAAAAGAAGAAACAAUCAUGCAGAACAAUGCAACAGUAAAUGGUAUGGGGAUGGAAGAUGAUGAUCCUGUGGUUUCUGGGUCUGAAUCAGAAUCUGAAGAAGGUGAAGAUGUGAAAUUAAGUGAGCCUUCAAAGACAGCUGUAUACAACAAGGAUGGCUUGCUUGAUAAACUUGGAGAUAUUAGCUGGCCUGAAAAUGUAGAAUUCCAACACAAGCUUUCUGUUGAUAUUGACCAGGAGCAAGAGGUGGAUGUGAAUGAUGACCUCACGCGAGAGCUUGCCUUCUAUACACAGGCACUUGAGGGUGCAAGGCAGGCCUUUACGAAGUUUCAAUCAGUGGGGCUGCCUUUCUUGAGGCCUUCUGACUAUUAUGCUGAAAUGGUAAAAUCUGAUGCACACAUGGAGAAAGUGAAGGGCCGUCUCUUGGCAGAGAAGAGAAAAAUUGAGGAGGCCGAGGAGAGAAGGAAGGCAAGGGAGAACAAAAAGUUAGCUAAGGAGAUACAGGUGCAGAAGCAAAAGGAGAGGGCCAAACAGAAGAAAGAAGAGAUAGAAUCUGUUAAAAACUGGAGGAAGCAGAGGAAGCAGAGUGGGUUUGCUGGGGGUGACAAAGAUGGUGAUUUUAGUUUGGCUUUUGAAGAUGGAAAAGCAUUUGAGAGAUCAAGCAAGAAGAGACCAGGAGUGGCUCCUGGAGAUCGUUCUGGAGGUAAGACAAAACAAGGUGGUGGAAAGGGGGGGAAAGGAUUUGAUAAAAAGAGGAAGGAUAGGGCCUAUAGGGAUUCCAAAUUUGGAUUCGGAGGGAAGAAAGGGUUGAAGAAGCAGAACACCUCAGAGACCACGAAUGAUUUCAGAGCCUUUAAUAAAAGCAAUUUUCCCAAGCAAAAGAAACAAAAAGUAUGAGAUACUUAAAUGUGCUCCCUUUCACCUUUACAGGGAAAGGAUAAUCCAAGGGAUGGAUUACACUGUCCAAGUGCAUUAUGUACUGCCUUAGAAUUUACGAUGAUCUUGAUGGCUUCUUGUGACUAGUUUAGCCUCCUAUUUUGAUCCAAGCACACAUCACCUGUUAUUUAGUUGAGUUCCAUUUAUUAGAAACGCAAUUAUGCUUCUAGCUCUAUUAUCUAUGCCUUGUCAACUAUGGUUUUGUUGUACUUCACUCUCUUGCAGGCUAUUAGCUGUGAAAUUUGAAUUUCAGAACUCAUGUAUUCCUACACUUGCCAUCGACCAAUAAGCCAGUUUAGCUUUCUUUGUUUCAA